CACCAUUCUCACCAAACCAAAGACCUUUGCCUCCUCUAUCCCUUCAUAAAAACCCCAACAAGCCACCGUCUCUCUCCAAUCCAAAUCCAGUACUCCAAGGAAUCCCAAUGGCUAAACUUGCUGUGCUGUUCAUCCUAGCAUUCUUGUUGGUGGCUGUCGCAGCCUCAGCGGCGAAGUUCGACUACAGAGAUGCCCUCGACAAGAGCCUCCUCUUCUUUGAGGCCCAGAGGUCCGGCAAGCUCCCUCAUGAUCAGCGAGUGAAGUGGCGUGGCGAUUCUGGCCUCAGAGAUGGAUUUCACCAAGGGGUGGACUUGGUCGGAGGAUACUACGACUCUGGCGAUCAUGUCAAGUUCGGACUCCCAAUGGCAUUCGCCAUGACGAUGUUAUCGUGGAGCGUGAUCGAGUUUGAGAAAGAGAUUGCUGCAGCCAACCAACUCGAGUAUGCAUUGGAUGCAAUUCGAUGGGGAACUGAUUACUUCAUCAAAGCGCAUAGGCAACCCAAUACCUUAUGGUGUCAGGUUGGAGAUGGAGACAGCGACCAUUUAUGCUGGCAAAGAGCAGAGGACAUGACAACACCAAGAAAUGCGUAUAAAAUUGAUACUGAGCAUCCAGGAUCGGAGGUUGCAGCCGAGACUGCAGCAGCAAUGGCUGCAGCUUCUUUAGCAUUCAGGCCCUACAACUCCACUUACUCCACUCUCCUCUUGUGGCACUCGAAGCAGCUGUUCUCAUUUUCUGACACGUUUCGUGGUCGAUAUGAUAACUCCAUCCCUUCUGUUCGCGAGUAUUACCCUUCUUCUACUGGAUACUAUGAUGAGCUUUUGUGGGCUGCUGCUUGGCUUUUUGAGGCGACAGACGAUAAAUACUACCUGAAAUAUGUCGUCGAUAAUUCAGCUGCUUUAGGGGGUACUGGAUGGGCUGUAAGAGAAUUCUCUUGGGAUAACAAAUAUGCUGGGUUGCAAGUUCUUCUGACUAAGGUGUUAAUGGAAGAUGAAAGUAAUGCAAACAAUGCUGCACUGAAGCAGUAUCAAGCAAAAGCUGAGUUCUUCUUAUGUGCAUGUUUACAAAAGAACAAUGGCUACAAUGUUGCAAUGACCCCAGGUGGCUUACUCUACUUCAAUGAGUGGAACAACAUGCAAUAUGUUUCAUCUGCUUCGUUUCUUAUGGCAGUAUACUCAGACUAUUUAUUGAUGGAGGGUGCGAAGCUUAACUGCCCUGAUGGACAAGUUCAAGCUAUAGAUCUUCUAAAGCUUGCACAAUCACAAGCUGAAUACAUGCUUGGUGAAAAUCCGAAAUCUAUGAGUUACUUGGUUGGAUACCAAAAGAACUACCCGUCUCACGUUCAUCAUCGAGGCGCUUCCAUCGCAUCGAAAUCUGUUCUUUCUUCUCCUGUUGGAUGUAUCGAAGGGUUUCAAAAAUGGUUCGAUAACAAACAAGGAAACCCCAAUGUCCUUACGGGCGCCCUCGUCGGAGGUCCUGACAUGAAAGACCAGUUCCAUGACCAGCGAUCGAGCUACGAGCAAACCGAGCCUUCUCUUGUAGGAAAUGCUCCUCUUAUAGGCCUUUUCGCAAAAUUGAACAGUUUGUCGGCAGAUUCAGGUUAUCUUCCUGAUAAUACAAAGCCAACACCUCCUGUAGAAACUGAGAACGCUGUUGAGUUCUUUCACUCCAUCACGCACGCAUGGAGACACAAAGGAGAGGACUACUACAGGCACAAGGUCACCGUCAUCAACAAAUGCGGAAAGCCGAUAACUGAAGUUAAGUUUUCUAUAGAGAACCUCUCAGGACCUCUAUGGGGGCUCUCACCAACAUCAGAGGAGAACGAGUACGAGCUUCCUAAAUGGAUCAAAGUGGUGAAGCCUGGAAUGCGCUUCAGUUUUAUUUAUGUGCAGGGAGGAUCACAAGCCAAGGUGUCAGUUGUCGCUUAUCACUGAGAUGAUAAAGGACUGAGAGAGAGAGAGUUCAAAAUUUUCAGAAGAGUGUUUGGCCUGUGCUUGUAGUUCUUUUUAAUUUUGGUUUCCCUCUUUUGAGAUGUUUAUUCGGUUUGUUAGUCGUGAGAAUUUGCUUU
Molecule: messenger RNA, 2065 nt
Organism: Asparagus officinalis (garden asparagus)
Lineage: Eukaryota; Viridiplantae; Streptophyta; Magnoliopsida; Asparagales; Asparagaceae
Product: endoglucanase 13
Exons: 11
Coding region: 108-1931 (607 amino acids)
Biological process (GO): carbohydrate metabolic process
Molecular function (GO): carbohydrate binding; hydrolase activity, hydrolyzing O-glycosyl compounds
Source: RefSeq, a predicted model, not a curated record